CCUCUGUACCCUUCGGUAGUCAGAACAUGGAGAACUUCUCACUCCUCAGCAUUUCUGGAACUCGAAUCUCUUCCUCUGCCCUGAGCACGCUUCCUGAUAUUAUGUCCUCACAUGCCACCAGCUUGCCAGACAUCGCAAAGCCUGUGUUGCCCACUGAGGUGUCCAGACCAGUCCAGGCCCUGCCGCCCCAGUGCCCAGGUGGCGUUCUCCGGCACGGGGUGCACAACAUAGUGGUCUCGCCAGAUUGCAUCUUGGGGGACGCCCCAAAUGGAGAGCAGCUGAGGUGGAACUGCACCAUCUACCGGCCCUGGUUCUCCCCUUACAGCUACUUUCUAUGCAAGGACAAAGAGAGCCACCUUGAGACCUACAGCUUCCUGGAGGUGCAGCGGGACGAGCGUCAGGGGGACAGCUGCCUCCCAGAGGACACAGCCGAUAGCGUCUGCUCAUCCUCUCCCUCCCCAGAGAACACCUGCCCCCGAGAGGCCACCAAGAAAUCCAGGCCCGGCCCAGACACCACAGACUCCAUCACAUUCCAGGACAUCCUGACGGCCUCCAAGUGGCACCCGGCCCAGCAGAAUGGCUACAAGUGUGCAUCUUGCUGCCGCCUGUACCCGACGCUGCACUCCCUCAAGAGCCAUAUCAAGAGGGGCUUCAAGGAGGGCUUCAGCUGCAAGGUGUACUACCACAAGCUCAAAACCCUCUGGUACAAGGAGCAGAAGGCCCGGCCGGGAGACAGGCUCUCCUUGGGCAGCGGCCAGGCCUUCAGGUAGGCCUGCUGGACAGCAGCGGUUUCCUUGUUAGUGGAUGACGCCAGGU
Molecule: messenger RNA, 816 nt
Organism: Bubalus bubalis (water buffalo)
Lineage: Eukaryota; Metazoa; Chordata; Mammalia; Artiodactyla; Bovidae
Gene: SPATA46
Product: spermatogenesis associated 46
Exons: 3
Coding region: 27-770 (247 amino acids)
Biological process (GO): fertilization
Cellular component (GO): nuclear membrane
Source: RefSeq, a predicted model, not a curated record